Messenger RNA from Gorilla gorilla gorilla (western lowland gorilla), 7713 nucleotides. RefSeq lists its product as uncharacterized. Bases 3933 to 4556 code for a protein of 207 amino acids. The record is from RefSeq and is a predicted model, not a curated record. NCBI's taxonomy places the organism in Eukaryota, Metazoa, Chordata, Mammalia, Primates, Hominidae. The transcript has a single exon.
GGCAUUUUCACAGUCCCCACACUGGUCUUUGGUGAUUGUGAUUAAACAGGACUUAGAUAUAUAGAGAAUGGUGCGGAAUGUACUGCUAGUGUUAGAAUAUUAUUUAACAAGAGUAUUUAUUCCUUUAGAAAAAUUGGCUUUGGAAUUAUUGGGGAGGUUGAUUGUAUGUUAAAUAUGCUAUUUUUCACUUACCCAUGUUUCAUCUAUACCUCCAACAGCUAUUCUAAGCAAACUGCAGUGACUAAACUUGCAACAGCUAUUCUGUUACUCUUCUGCCUUACAAAUCACCCCUUUGCCCUCCUCCUUUUCCUGUUUUACAUUCUUAAGGGGGUGUCAAUAACAUUCAAGGUCACUCUUCCCGGGCUUAGGAAAAGAUACCUUGCAUGGGGUAUAAAGCUGGUCACUCAGCUACAUAGAAAUUUGCCAGUUGAAAAGGAUAGGGUUAUUUCAUUACUUUAACUCCCAAGCUGUCACUACGAGGAAGAGUAAAAUGGUUAGGAAAUUAAGAUUUACUUUUGUGCACUUGUUUGCAAGGUUGUGUUAUGUAAUUAGCACAUCCAGAAUUAGUUUCCACGUUAUUCUGAUAUUUUUGAAAGCCUUUGGAAUUUCUCAAGCAUGGUCAGAUCACUGCCUUUCCACUUUUCAUUUCCUGACAGUAGUGUAGAGCAAAAACGUUUCAUUAUCUUUUCUUUUAAACCAGGGUUGCAGUCAUUGUAGAAAUGAAUGCUGCUGUUUUUACUGCAUAUAUCUUUAUUAUAUUUAAUUUUAAAAGAAAUAUGUAGACAAACAGAUUAGCUCACAUUUAUAUGCAGUUCUUUUCUAAUUUUCUGUUGGAAUACUUAACAAUGAAAAUGAAGAACCAAAUUGUCAUUUUUCAGCUGCCUCAGUUUUCAUUUGAGUAUUGUGAACUUGGCUGACUUUCUUUAACCUAUGUUUUAAAAGUUUUAUUUAACCAAUUUAACAUAGGUUAAUUUUAUAGGUUAAAUAAAACUUUUUUCUCCAAAAACCUUAAAAUUUAAGACCCCUGGCCCCUUCAGAAUUGGGAGGAGGGACAAUAAUGGAGGCAGGAGGUGGUGCAGGCAGAUGCCUGCAGCUGUUCAUUCACACAUCUUGUAGCUUAGAGCUCCUCAGAAGAGAAGGGACAGUCCUGAGGCUUUGAAUAAAAUAACCACAAAAGUGCCUCAGUUGGUAGGGACACUUAACAUUUAAACUGAAAAACAGAGUUAAAGGAUCAAAUAAAGAUGGCAUGGAAAUAAAAACGAUGGAUUUGUAUGGCCUGUUAUUUUUUUAUUUUUAUUUGUUGAGACACAAUCUCCCUGUCAUCCAGGUUGGGGUGCAGUGGUGCAAUCACGGCUCACUGUAGUCUUGACUUCCCAAGCUCAGGCGAUCCUCCCACCUUAGCCUCUGGAGUAGCUGGGACUACAGGAGCAUGCCACCAUACCUAGCUAAUUUUUGUGUUUUUUGCAGGGCCAGGGUUUUGCCACAUUGCCCAGGCUGGUAGCUCCUGGGCUCAAGUGAUCCUUUUAUCUCGGUCUCCCAAAGUGCUGGGAUUACAGGUAUGAGCCACUGUGCCUGGCCUGGCCCAUUACUUUUUAUGGUGCUCCUACACUUACCCAGAACUUUAGCACAUCCAUCCCUGGUCUCACAGAAUCUGCCGUCAUUGCCCACCAGUGACUUGCUGCAUUGCACUGCUGGUCCCUGAUCCAGAAUGAUCACCCAAGGCUUCUGAUUCAGGUUCUCACUGGGGCAGAUGGAUUGUGGGGUGUCAAGGUGGGAGAAAGAAAAAGUAGCAGAGAAGCAGGUAAUGGGAAUGGAAGCUGUGUGAGUGCCAAGUUGCUUAACUGGACAUUGGGAGUUAUCUAUUGCAUUUCUGUCUUCUUAAACUGCAGUUAUUUUUGAAUUAUAAUUUGGUUAUAAAAAUCAUGGAUGGGCCAGGCACUCACGCCUGUAAUCCCAGCACUUUGGGAGGCCAAGGCGGGCGGAUCACCUGAGGUCAGGAGUUUGAGACCAGCCUGGCCAACAUGGUGAAACCCUGUCUCUACUAAAAAUACAAAAAUUAGCUGGGCAUGGUGGUACAUGCCUGUAAUCCCAGUUACUUGGGAGGCUGAGGCACGAGAAUCCCUUGACCCCAGGAAGUGGAGGUUGCAGUGAGAUCGCGACACUGCACUCUAGCCUGGGCAGUAGAGUGAGACUCUAUCUCAAAAAAAAAAAAAAAAAAAAAAAUCAUGGAUGAAUGUUUUAAAUGAGAUGUUCCUGAUUUUCUGUUUUCCGUACUUGAAUUUCAAGUGGUGGUUUCUGAACUUGCACAGUUUCAACCAGGCACUCAAUCACGGGCGUAUUCCGAGGGAGGGGUUUAUAGGUCUGUGCUGGGACUUGUUCUGCACUUCUCCACCCUUUCCAGGGAUGGGAAAGUCAAGUAUAUGUCAUAACUUAUCCCUCGGGAACCCCGGAGCCUUACUUCUGACUCUUCUGCGGCCCAUUACAGGAAAGCCUGACUAAUUAGGAACUGGAUUGAAUGUGGGGUGGGGUGGGUUUCAGUUCUUAGUUACCUGUUCACAGAAGUGGGAAGGAGAAAUCUGUCUACAUUGUUUUCUUUGCUGGAACAACCAUCCAAGGGAAACCUUUUAAAAUCUUUCCCAGAAAAAGAUUUUAUUUAUGAUGGAGAAUACUGAUAUUUGUCAGCAAUUUAUGUUUACAUAAAAAUAAGUUUAAUGAUUAAAAUGAUUGUCUUCUCCUAAUCCAGUCAUCCAAUCUUUCUGAAGUUUCAGUACCUUGGGGACAGAUUGACCAACAUUUGUAUCUUUGUUCUUAACGUUCCCUAACAGCAUAUUUUAAACUAAACUGAUGUGAAGCUAACUUUUCCUUGAAUUUCUGAGAAUUCUUCGACUUCUGAGGUAGUUGGUAUAAUACUUGGGCUCUUACAAAACCAGGAUUGGGAAUCCCUGCUGUGGAUCUGUCAUCUUUGCUGUUUCUUCUCCAAUAUUCUUCUCCCUCACAGAUGACCUUUCACCCCUCCUCAAGGUUUUCCGGUUUCUAUUCUUUCUCACUCUCUGCUUUUUCAUUUCUAGUACUUCAUAGCCAAUAAGCUCAGCAGUUGUUGUUGAUCAUUCCCUUGAGGUGACACAAAACCUGUUUAUUAUCAACAUGUAGUGAUUUUUUUUUUCCCAUUAAGAUUGGCUACAAAAUAAAAGUGUGAAAUACGCCAGACAUCCUGACAGUAAAGGUUAGCUCAGUUGAUAGUCAUGGUCUGUUGCAUGUCUGGCUGGAAAAUUGGAACAUCGGUGUUUGCUGCUUGGUAUGAGUCCAGUUUAAAAACCAACGAUGACCUUAGGCAAUGGCAGGAUUUCUUAGCGGUUGCUUAGGUCACAAGCCUAGACCCGAAAGUACCCUCUAAACUUUCUCCAUUCUCAUUCCUGUAGCAGCUACUGCAGCCAACCAAAUCCGCGCCCCACCCCUGACUUCCCACGUGGAGCCGGGUGUGCCAGGUAUAUGUCACAAGGCCAUGCCCGGGGACAGGCAGCAUCACAUGGCCUUCCCUGACCCACCCUUUGGCUCUGUCUGUCCCAGCCCUUCUCUAGAGAGUAGUGUGCCGCUUCAGGUCACCAGCUGCUCUAGGGGCAGAGGCUACCCCCUUUCAUGGAUGCUAAUAACAAAGAACAAACAUCUCAGAAGGGAACAUAGGAACCGCAUUAUUUGGCUUUUCUGAUGUUGGGCAGAUCAGUGAAGGAUGCUGUUGUGCUCCAGUCACUGACAUUUUUCAUAGAACAUUACCCCAAAGGACACAGAAAUGAUUCCAAAAAAUGUAGAAGUCUUUGCCUAGUAGGUCACUGCAAAGUGCUAAAAUCUGAAGGAAGGAAGAGCAGUUCACAAAUGCUUAUCUUCACAUUGUUCAUUGGGCUGCCCUAACCUCCCCUGCUCCCAGAGAAUACCAGAUGGCUUUACAAUUGAGGUGGUUCAAACACAGAAGGCCCUUUUUCCUUUUAUUAAUUGCUCAGCUUUCUGUACAUUGGCCCCCACACCUGCCACCUGACCAGCGCGGCUUCUGCCUCCCUCAGCACUGCCAGCUGGGGGUUUUCUUAGACUCAUCCCCUGGGCCACCUUCUGCUCCUCUCCCUCCCUCUGCAUUAACAUCCAGGCCACCCUCAUUACUCCUUGGCAACCUCACUUGCAUUGGCCUCCCCAGCCAGCCUUCCAGACUAUUCUUUCUCUCCCUUGCAGCCUGUCUUGCACACCACUGUGGCCGGGUCAGUCUUUCUGAGAAUACCAUUUCCUCACAUCAUGGCCCUGUUUACAAAGCAGUUUCCCAUUUGCCUGUCACAUCAGAUCAAAUCAGAACUCUUCGGCUCUGGAUUGAAGCCGACGCCACUGUUCCUGGCAAGCCUCACUGCCCUCCGAUCCCGGCGUUGGCCUCCGUCCCUGUCAGGUCUUGUACGAUGCUGCUCUCUGUCAUCCUGCCGUCUCCAGCUCUGCCUGCAUGUUGGUCCUGCAUUGCUCUCCACCUCACAGACUGUUAUUCCACGGCUCUGGCCAGUCCAAAGCAUACAUGGCCCAGUUAGUUCCCUUUUACUUGAAAUAUUCCCUGAGGAGCCCCCAGGUAUUUUUCCUUACUCACUGGAGACUUGUAGUCAGGGCCACACUGAUGUCAUUUGGGAAUUAUUUGCAAAGUCACAGAUCUGGACUUCUCUCUCCAGCUAAAUCAUGAGUUCCUCAGCUAAAUCACGGGCCCACAGUUCCUGCAGCAGCUGGUAAACACUUUUAGUCACGGAAGGAAGCCUUUUUCAGUUCUCAGCUCUGCCAAGGAACUUAUUUCACGUACACAAAACCACAAACCGUGAGAGGAUUGCUGCCUGUAUCCUGUUCCCCCUCAUCUUUUUUUUUCUUUAAAAAGAUGGUAAAGCUGAUGAUAAGAAUUUAAAUAAGGUGGCCCUAGAACUACACUCUGACUCUGAUCCCCGUGUCCUGCCCACAGCACCAGGCCACGAAGACAGACCAUGUCGCUAUCCUCACAUUUGCUUGUAACUUAGGAGGCUUGCCAGUAAAAUCAAUGGUAACAGUGGACGUACUUCUCUUUGAAUAAGUUUAUUCUAUUUCCUUCUCCCAUUUUCUUUAUUUGUUGAAAAGAAUGGUGCUGAUUGAGAAGCCAAAUAUUAUUAACCAUUUUCCCCAUCUGGCACGGUUCUUUUGCACAGCACUGGAUUAGGCCAGGGGACUGGCCUAACCCUGCAAAUAUCAGGAAAGGACUCUUCUAGGGAAAGUCGUACUAAUCUGAAUUGAUCACUAGAAAUACAUGGUCUCCACCUAAAAGAUGCUUUGUCACUUAAAAGGCUGAGUAGUCACCAUAAUGUAAAGAAACCUCUAUUGUCAUGCAACCAUUUGCACCCAGACAUUGUGCCUGGUUGGCACUUAACAUUUUAUCACUUGAUUCUCACACCAGCCUUGCAAUGUGAUGAAACCAAGGCUCCUAGGUGCUAAGUGACAUUCCCCUAGUCACGCAGCCUAGUGCUAGUCACGCAGCCUAGUGGUAGAGCGAGGAUUCAAACCUAGUUUUUGUUUUCCUUUGAGCUGGAGCUGCAAGAAAAAAAAAAAAAAGAAAAAACAAACCUAGGUUUGACUCCAAAUCCUGAGCUCUCCACUGUGGGCCAUCGUAGCCUCUUUUCCUCUAGUAUUUGUGGGUGGUUUUCAAGGGCUAAGAACGAUCCUCAUAAUAAGUCAGUGAAAUUACCGCACAUGAGAACAUCAUGUCUCAGCCUCUGAGGCGAGCCGGUACAAGCUCCAGGUUCUGUGAUGACACCUCCCUCCUGGUUUGAGAGCAACUGCCUAAAGGAGGCAGUGGAGGAUCAUCCUCACCCUUCAGGUGCUAGCCCGUGUCAGUGGGGUCUUACACAACCUUUGCUCUGUGUUGUUGAGUCUUCCUCAGUCAGUAAAGUGACCCACAGAUUAUAUUCAGUAAGACACCCCGUUAUGUGCUUAGAGAGGAUUAAGCCAGUGAUUAGGCCUGCCGGAAACUGGUCAUCUCGCUGAACAAGUGAAACGGAUGCAUAAAGUAACAGGGCCAGGCUGGAAUGGUGUGGACAGGAAGUGCUGCAGGAGCUCAGGUGAGCAGGAGACCUCAAACUUGGGGCUGUUUGAACUGGGCCUUACAAGAUGGGUAGGGUUUGUAAGGCAGAGAGAAAGAACAUUCCUGAACAACCGUGUAUGAAGACAUUGAAGGGCAAUGAGAAAGCCUGUUUGUUGAAACAGGGUGUGUGGACAAAAUUGACUUGGGAGAUGUCCGUACAGAGGUGACGCCAAAUCAUGGAUGGAGUUAUGUCUUGUGUCAGGAUUUUAUCUGAGAGAAGCCACUGCCCGUGUGAAAGUUCUGAUGAGAACGGUGUUCCAAGAGGAUGAUUAACCUGCCAGCACUGUGUGAGUUGGGGCAGAAGAGAGAGUCUGAGGCAAGGGAGACCUGGGAGGCUGUUACAGGGGCCAGAUGUGGGGUGUGCCUGAUCCCCCAAUGGUGGCUGAGGGGAGACAUUACAAAGAAAGCAUCUUUGUUAUUUAACUGGAUAUUCUAAAGAAAGUGGUAAAUGAGGAGGGAGAAGUCAAAGAUGACCCUGAAGUUCUGAGCCUAAGUCUCUGAGGAUGCUGGUACCAUUGUCUGCUGUAGCAAAAUCAAGAUGGGGACUUCCCCUGGGUUAAAAGAGUUUACCAUUUUCCUUCAAUCUGUAUGGUGGCUUAUUCUGAUGGAAAAGAAAUUACUUCCCGAUCAACAAGACAAUGUUUUCCAUUAAGAAGUGUUCUGAGGCCAGGUGCAGUGGCUCACACCUGUAAUCCCAGCACUCUGGGAGGCCAAGGUGGGCGGAUCAUUUGAGCUCUGGAGUUCAAGACCAACCUGGGCAACAUGGCAAAACCUUGUCUCUACAAAAAAUACAAAAAUUAGUCAGGUGUGGUGGCUUGCACCUGUAGUCCCAGCUACUACAGAGGCUGAGGUAGGAGGAUCGCUUGAGCCCGGGAGGCAGAGGUUGCAGUGAGCCAAGAUCCAAGAUUGUGCCACUGCACUCUAGCCUGGAUGACAAGGCAAGACUCCUCUGUCUUUAAAAAAAAAAAAAAAUUGUUCUGAGAACUACCUCCUCAUCAAUCGUGAACUUAGAGCAGUAGGGCAUAUCACAUAGUGAUCCUAGGAAACUGCUCUCCUGGGCUCCAAGUCGUACAGCCCAGUGUGGUAGAACUACUGAAUUUACUCUGUGCAAUAGGAGUUGGAAUGACCCAUAGCAUUCUAAAAAUCGGUGAAGUCUUCAUUAAAAUAUUUAUUUAUUGGCCCUCAGUCCAGAUGACCCAAAUCUUUAUUAUUUUCUUCAGUAAGUGAUGUUUUAGGGGGAAAAAUUUUAAACCACCCUUUUUUGGUAGGGGGGGACCACUACUCUCUUGGGUUAUACUUGAAUUUCAAAAUAGGAUGGUGCAUAUUUUUAUAGGCCUAGUGGCUAGAAGUGGUACAAACAGAUCUUCAUGAGUUAUAAGUGCCAUUGAAGUGUGGCUUAAAUGUAAAUAACGGUUUGGUGCCUGAUAAUUUAGGAGAUGAGGUGUAUGAGUCAUGUGGUGGUUUUUUUUUUGUUUUUUUUUCCUUUUCCUGACCCUUUUUGUAAUUUUAUGAUGUCCCACAUCAGUUAAACCUGGCGGGAGGAGGACCCAACUUGUUUCUGCCCCUGGUCACUGUGCUUAUGUGGUGUGUGUUUG